Paramuricea clavata is the source of this 6943-nucleotide messenger RNA. Lineage: Eukaryota; Metazoa; Cnidaria; Anthozoa; Malacalcyonacea; Plexauridae. The record is from the annotation of a GenBank genome assembly.
AAAUUCUUUCGCGCAUGAUGCAGACAAAUGACAACCGGAAGUAAUGACGCAUGCUAGUAUGUUAAUUUAAUUUUAUGUGCAUCAUUCGAUUAUUUCGAUGUUGUUGUUUGUAUACGCUGUUGAAUAUUUCGUAUCGAAGAAACUAUCGAUCUCCAUGACAAAAUAUUAGAAUUUAAUAGUCCAUAAUGGAGGAAGAAACCUGGGAUGACGAAGUAGAUCCGAGAAUUAAGGUAAAAGUUAUUUUUACACAAAGUAUAUGAAACAUGAAACUACUCAAAUGACGUUUCAGAUGCCAUGAUGUUAUAAAUAUUAUAUAAAAGGUAUUAACACGAAGAGAUCACGUUUCAACUAUGUAAUAAUAUUUCAGGGUGAACUGGAGAGGCUUAAUAACGCAUCACAUCAAAUCAAUCUCCUUGAAAAAGACCAUGAAGUGAGGAUAUAAAAAUACAAUAUUAUUUUGAUUAUAAAAUUGAUCCAGAUUGUAUCAAGUUGAAGUAGAUCUGUAGAUAUACAUACAGUGAAUCGUAUCAUCACACACAUGGACUUUGUUCUAUGUACUCAGUGGACUGUAGGCCUGAAACAUACCAUAUAUGUGACCAUAUAUGAUAUUUGACAAAUAGGUUUCGUCCUGCUUCUGACUGCUUUGCAGACUUGUCCUGUGAUUACUUUAACCCCCUUCUCCCCUACUGAGAACCAUUUAAUGUCUAAUUUGCCUAGAAAGUCUGUUAUCAACCCAAUUAUUUAGCAGUCACAAUUUCCGAGCUGACGUCCUCCCCUGCGAGAUGGGACAAAAUAUAUUUGUCAAUGGUCCCUUGGUAUAUUUUAGUUAAUUUUUAACUUCCUCCUUUAACACCGUAACCAGGGCUCGAAUUUUAUCGCGGCAAUUGCCGUAAUUUUAUAAUCAAUAAAAAAAAGAAAAGAAAAGAGGGAGAGCAAAAUGCUGUGGAUCAUUGCGGCAACAACGGCAAUUUUGUGCCGCAUAGUGCAAUUUUUAUACUAUUCACUAUGCAUUACAGCCAUUACUACUUUGGUACUUGAAUUCAGAUGUUGAUCAAACCAUGUGUAAAUCACUAUUUCAGUCUCAGUUUUCUUUGAAAAUAAACCACUAAAGAAAUACAUAGACAUGUUUCUAGCUUGUCAAAAAUCCAAAGUAACAAUAAAAUUAAAGUUUUAUUACAGUAAUUUGAAAAAUGCUGUGGAAACUGCCAAAAAUGCCGUAGACAGCUGUUACGUUCUACGGCAAUUUUGGCCAUUGCCGUCGAUUGAUUUCAGGGAAAUUUGAGGCCGGACCGUAACCUAUAGGUAUGAAAAUCUCAGCUCACUAUAUUUGUUGGCCUAAAGCCUUGCUGCAAUGUAAACAAUGUAAACCUAAUGCAAGUUCCUAAACAGCCUCCGUAAACAGCCUCCGUAAACAGCCUCCUAAUCUAUUAAAUCAUAUGAAAACAUUGCUUUGUCCAAUUCUGAUUAGUGACUGGAUCGCACAUGAAAGCACACCCUAGGGAGACAAGGCAGUCCUUGCAAAGCUUUCCCCUUGAUGAGUAAAAUUGUCUGGCAUCAGACAGAUUAACACAAUAACAUAAGGCACAUUUGGGUGGGUUGCAGCUCAAUGGGUUAAUGAGACACAUUGGCAUGCUCUUUGGUUAACCCAUUAAUUAGGCGGAAUAAGCACACAUUUUAGACUCUCCCCUUGAUGAGUAAAAUCAUCUGCUGUUAGAUAAAGUAAAAUAUAUUAUUCAGGGGUAAAUUGCAAAUUUACAAGAAACAAUAAGAUAUACUAUAUGUUUCUGACUCACAACUCUAGUUUAAGUAAAUUGAUGCAAAUUCACACAGGUCAUAUUUGUGAGUUUAUGGUGAAAUUUCUGGUCAUAUAUUCAUUCAAUUACAUGCACUUGGAUAAAAAUCUUGUACAGCUAAUUGUAUCAUGUAGAUGGACCUUUAGCCAUAAGAUUAGGAAGCAAUCACAAAUGUAUUAGUUAUAAAAUCACUAUGAUACAUAGAAAUACCAUAUAGUCAAGUGAAAACCAUGGUGCCCAUCAUAAGUAUUUGUUUUUUGUUUAAUAUUUGACAAGCAUGUUUACCAAUCAUAUGAAAAGCUGUUUAUUGACUAUAUCCACUCAAGGACUCCCUUUUAUGUCGUCAUUGAAUAAAAUUGUCUGUCUGCCAUUAGACAUUCGCGCAAGUGUUUUCAUACAUUAUUUCGAGUGUUUGGUGAGAAUAUGUUGCAUUGACCCAUAAUCCAUGCCCUUAUGAAAAAUCCCUAUAUAUGAAUCAGAAUUUCCUAUAGGAAUCCUAUUUUUGUGAUCUUUUCAGUCGAAAUAAAGGACAUUAGAAGAAGAAUUAAAAAUGUUCUAUUAGAAAAGGUGCAGGUCUUAGCUCGGAUUUUAGAUCUUGGGUGUGUUUCGAAAUGACCAGGGUGUGCACAUGUCAAUUACCUUAAAUAGCCAAAUUCACGGUUCUAGUUAUGCUCGUCAACAACAGACAAUGCAUGUGGUUGUUCUAUGCUUUGCAACCAAAUUCAAGGCGAGCAUACGCUCAUAUUGCGCACUGGCAUUAAAAUAUUAAGUUAUUUCAGCAACUCUUGGGCACAGAAUCUUGGGGGUGUAUUUAAAACCAUUUUAACACCAUAAGGUUCCCAUUACCCAUCAAAACAUUAAAACACCACGGAUCAGUUUUGCCAGUUUCAACAACUACAGUAAAUUUUACAAACUUUCUUAUGACGUAAAUAGGAAGAAAUUCUGUCUGUUGUAAGCAGUAACACCAUAUUUUUAAUUAUGAACAUACACGGCCUUUAUAUAAAUAAUGAAGCCGCGUUUAUUUUAUCUAGCCGUGUUUUUCCAUUUUUGGUUGCGAUAACAUAGCCAACACAGACCUCUAGCUAAGACCCUGAAAAGGUGUCCCUCAGCGUCUGUUUAUACAGGACCAGAUAACACUUUUAUUGUAACAUGCAUAUAAUUGUAGGAUGCUCAAGAAAUGUUUCGUCUCACUUUGGCCGAGUCAGCAUCUCAUCUCAAGUCAUUGUAUGAUAAACUUGGAAAGAAAGUGGACCAAGCCAGACCCUAUUAUGAGACAUUGAAUCAAACAGAACAUGUAAGACUCGUUUAUUUGAAAAAACUAAAAAUCUAAAUAGAGAGAGUAUCAUGACAAAGUUGACCAAAUUAGUUCAAAAAGAAAAUUCAGUGAAUCACUGUGGACACUGUCAAUGACGGCAGUUUUUUAGGGAAUUGGUAUUAUUAAUAAUCUCUAUUCUGUAUAAGUAUUAAUGAUUUUUAUUUUUGCUUUGUGUAGAUGUUUUGUAGUUUAUGUGUAAUUGUAGUAUUAGUAUUGAAAUCUCUAUUAAUGCAGAAGAAAUGCAGAAAAGUAAAUUUCUGCCAAAACCUGUCACCCACAAUACGUAUGUGACACUAUUACAUGAAAAAUGCAACUCUACGCCUGGAGAGUAUAUUUCAUUACAUUUUCCUCUAUUUUCCUCUGGGCCUGGAGAGUAUCUUUCAUUACAUUUAUAGUACCAUAACUCGUUUAUAGUACCAUACUAGACCUAAUGGUGCCAAUAUAGUUUAAGGUAUAUACUGUAAGUAACAUUUGUAAACACAUUUCCCCCAAAUCAAUGACUUGUCUCUGGUGAGUACCUAAAUGAUUGAAAGUAUUACUAAUUUUUGCUAUGAUUAUCAUCACCAUUAAAAUACCCAAUUUAAUUGAUUUCUUAUAGGAAUUACGCUACCUAUUUACCUUUUUGUCCAAUAUACUGUCAGAUGCACAGUAAAUAGAAUUUUUUUUCUUAAUCGUAGGUGCACAAUGAAAGUGAACAAGCUGCAGCUCGAUAUGAAAGAGCAUGUGAUAAUUAUAAUGCAGCUAAAGAUAUGGUUAAGAAGGCAGAGGAAAAAUUAAAGCAAGAUGAAAGAUUUUUGGAUUCUGCAUGUCAAGAGAUGUUAAAUCACGCUACUAUUAAGGUAAUGGACGAGCAAUACUAUGAAGCUAGUGCAGUGCUAGCUACCAUAUUAGCUUUUGAAAAAGUGCACUUGUUGAAGAAAAAAUUGGCACUACUAAUUUUGUUCGUCUGUAUAGAUCAACAAACAAAAUUUGAGAACUUGCAUGCGGUUAGUCAGUGAUCUAUUGUUGUAAUAGCUAAUACAAGUAAUAGUAACUACUGUGGCGGUCAGGAAACCAAAAAGUUGUCAUCGAAAAUUUGUUGUACGUAGAAAACUUGCCAUAUGAAAACUUGUCAUAGAAAACGUGCUCGUUUGUAACCGGCUUUAGGAGUGCCAGACAAUGCCAGACCGUUACUUAAAUACCGUGAUGUGUAAAACGAGGGACACCAUUAAUGAAUUUAAAUCAAGUGCACCUUCGGAAAAACAUUUAGAAAAAAACAAAAUACAGAAUAAAAAUUAAAAUACUCUUCAAAUGCUUGAUAAAAAAAACCCACAGAAACUAAGAAUUGCAGAUAAAUAGAAAAUCACCGGAAAUUCAAAAAGACCAACACAAUUAACAAAAACAGAAAAUCACUAAAAGUAAAAAAUAAAUUAAAAGUCAUCUAUUGAAUACGGUGUCUCAUUUCCAGGAUCUCAUCAGUUUUGAUAUCUUGCAUCUUUACAAAAUUGGCUUACAGGGGCUAGCUUCCGCCUUUCUCAUCCAGCCUUAUAGGCAAUUUUUGCCGCAGCUUGCAACGCAAGGUGGGACACCGAGCGUUGUUAUGCCACAUUUUUUAUUCAAGAGACAACAAAGACAUGAAGAUUAGACAAUGAAAAAUGUUACACUGGAAAAUUUUUUGAAAAUCCAUAUAAUGGAAAUUGUAUGGACCUUUAUUGGAAAUAGAAUGGAUUUUUGAUUAUCCAUAAUAAUUGUAUAUUUCCAUACUAUAUGGAUAUAGUAUCGAAAUAGUAUGGAUAUACUUCGGCUUUAGUGGUGCAAUUGCAAAUCUCAUAGUAUGGAUUUCACAUUUUUUCCCCAGUGUUAGUGACUUGAAACAGAGGCAUAUAACCUCUUGUCGUAUUUCUGUGAGAAUAUUUCUACAGUACAUAUGUUAUAAUGUCACUCGUUGUGUUGCAAGUCGCCACAAACACGAGGCAAGGUCUUUCAUUACAAUUUAUUUCAUUGCAGGUUAUGGAUGCAAAUCAAGAAAAAAAUGCGGCUGAAAGAAUACAUCUUGAGGUUUCUCAGGCUUUCAACGAGAUGCAAGAGAAGAAAACUCGUCUUCAAAAAUCAUUGAAGUCAGUUAUACAUAAGACAAGGUAUAAUUACAUUUACACCCAACAUUAAAAUUUUACAUCAGUUAUAUAUAUGCAAAAUAAUUUUCUUUUAUAUUGUAGUAAUUGUACAUUCGGUACUGCAUGCCAAGGGGUAAGCAUAUCCAUAAUAAUCAGGGUUCGAAUUAACAGAUAGCGAAUCGCGAUUCGCUAUCUGUUUUUGGGAUUUCGCUACUCAUUUUGCUAUACAGUAAUAUAAAAAAAAUCACUAUUCAACCUGAGAAGAUUUCGCAUGUGAAAAAGUGAAACGGAUAACAUUGGAAACGUUUGUUUUCAAACAAUUCUUUGUGUAUUUUGGGGUGAAACAUUCUCUCAUUUGCGCUGAUAUUUCUGAAUAGACAAUAGAAUUCUGUUUCGUUUCCUAAUGGCCUCAAGCUGUGUUUUGAUCUAAUGUUUUAAUAUGAUAGGCUGACAGUAUAAAAAUGUGUCAAAAUCCACUUAGGAAAGGUCAAAAUGUCAUGUUACUUGUUCACGCAACUACAAUCAGAUUUGAAUUUUCACAAUCACUUGGGUUUAAAACUCAAAUCAAACUGUUUAAUAACUUUCUAGUUUAAUUCAUUAUGUGUAGUAUAUGCGAUGUACGAUGUUUUGAGCUUUGCCAUAUUUACUUUAUGUACAGUAUUUUGUUUGUACUUUACAUGUAAUUUGCUCUAACUUUGAUUCCGGCUCUAGGUAGGUCUUUACCCUCAAAAUUUCGUCUAAAAUGAUCAUGUUUUGUGAUUGGCGUUCAGAAACAAAUCAGAAACAAAAAGGAUCAUUGUUUGUGACUUGUUCUUUCGAAAGACGAUUUCUAUAGUUUUAUUCAUUGUUAUAAUCAACCAACCACGAGCCUGGAUAGUAUAGUAUAGGUAGAUGAUGAGUCAUUGAUGACCCAAUUUUGAUCAAGGCAAGAAGAACGAAACCAUUACCAUAGCUGGAAAGCGCAUCUUAGGAUGAGUAAAAUUGCAAAGUUUGGUCGCAAAUUGUUGUAAAAUGAGGAAAAGACAGCCCUAUGAAGUUUGCAAAUUAUGUAUAUAUUUGCAUUACGCGCGGGAAAAAUAACCAUUUUUCAGCCGAAAGUGGUUAUUUUUACCGCGCACAAUACAGAUAUAUACAAAAUUUGCGAACUUCAUAGGGCUAUAUUUUCUUCAUUUUACAACAUUUAGCAACCAAUCUUUGCAGUUUUAUUCAUUCUAAGAUGCUCUUUCUAGCUGUGGUGUUGGAUUUCGUUCUUCUUGCCUUGAUCAAAAUUUAGUAUAUAGCUGGAAUCACCCAUUAAACUAGUCUUUUAGAUAUUGCGCGAAUUUUUACGGGUGAUAAUUGGAAAUUGGAAUUAUUUAAUUUUACAUCUUCGUCUUCUCACUUUCUGUGUCGUUAAUCUUACAAGUUACAACUACCAAAAAAUAAAGACAGCUUAAUCUUUCUUAUUAUAACAGCCUUUCUGGUUGAAGAUCGAAUGCUUAUUUUAAUAAUCCUUAUUCCUUUUCACAGUGAUCGCAUAGUAGAAAUAGUCGCUAUUCACUUUUUAUCGCAUGAGUCAAUGGGUAGAAAUUCGCUAUUCACUUUUAAAUAUUUAAUUCGAACCCUGAUCCAUAUACACUUCAUAUCAUUUGUUUUUUUACAGGUCGUAUUUUGAAUUGAAAGAGAGGUAUAACAAAAUGCUCGAGGCAAGUAUAUAUACUGUUCUGCUAAGUAUUUUCGUUUAUAUAGUGGCCUUCGGCAUA